Molecule: messenger RNA, 1408 nt
Organism: Lolium rigidum
Lineage: Eukaryota; Viridiplantae; Streptophyta; Magnoliopsida; Poales; Poaceae
Product: probable ADP-ribosylation factor GTPase-activating protein AGD11
Exons: 9
Coding region: 111-1235 (374 amino acids)
Molecular function (GO): phospholipid binding; GTPase activator activity
Source: RefSeq, a predicted model, not a curated record
GAACACUCGAUCUCGUCGGCGCAUGUGGUGGUGAUGGGUCGCCGCCACCACGUCCUUCAUGUCCUCUGCGCGGCGACAAGGUGAACAAGGAAACAAGGAGGAGGGAGGGAAUGGACGACGACAACAGUCUCCUUCAUUUUCUUGAGACCCCGAGCAAGCAUUACAGCAAGACGUGCGAUGGAUUCGGAUCCCAAAAUGAUGGCGGCGACCACUCCGAUUCAUCAGAUACGGAUCCAUCUAAUGCAAGGGAAAGAUUGGAACAUCUUCUGAACCAACCUGCCAACAAAUUCUGCGCAGACUGUGGCACCCCAGAUCCAAAGUGGGCGGCAUUGCCUUUCGGUGCAUUCAUUUGCAUCAAGUGCUCUGGAACUCACAGAAGUCUUGGAGUACACAUAUCGAAGGUGAUUUCGGUGAAUCUGGACGAAUGGACGGAUGAUGAAGUCAACUGUUUAGCUAAUUCAGGCGGGAAUGCUACUGUGAACACUAGAUAUGAAGCAUUUUUACCUGAGAACUACAAAAAGUCAAGAGUGGAUUUCGCUACAGAGGAGCGUGCUACUUUCAUUAGGAAAAAAUAUGAGCUUCAACAAUUUGUGACUGAUCCACAAUUUGCAUGUCCUUUGCGCAAACCUGGAUCAAAUAAACAUCAUAACCAGCAACACAGUAGCAGCAAACAUGGUACUUUCAGAAAUAGCUGGAGGAAAAAGGACCAUGAUCACAAAGGAGUAAAAAAACAGAUGGAAAUCGGCAUGGUAGAAUUCGUUGGAUUAAUUAAGGUUGACAUCAUAAGGGGCAUAAAUUUAGCUGUUCGUGAUGUGAUGUCAAGUGAUCCAUAUGUUAUGAUUAUCCUAGGACACCAAUCCAUGAAAACAAGGGUGAUAAAGAACACCCUGAACCCUAUAUGGAAUGAAAGAUUAAUGCUAUCAAUCCCUCACCCGGUGCCGCCUCUUAAAGUGCAAGUCUUCGACAAGGACACAUUCAGCGCUGACGACCGAAUGGGGGAGGCUGAUGUUGAUAUCCAGCCAUUGAUCUCUGCAGCAAGAGAGUACCAGAGCUCUAUGAACACAGAAUCGGCGCAGAUCUGCACAUUCUUGGCAAGUGAGAACAGCAUUCUAGUCAAGGACAGUGUCAUUGCGAUUGUCGAUGGUAAGGUGGAGCAGGAGAUCGCGCUGAGGCUUCAGGACGUCGAGCAUGGGGAGCUUGAGAUCAAGCUCGAGUGUGUGCCCCUCAGUCAGUAGCUGCGUUUUUCCACUGAGAUGAAAUGUUCCAUGGCUGUGAUCAAUUCUAAAAUCGCUUUGCACUACGGGGAGAUAUUUUCUUGUUGAGUUUACUGCAUGCCUGUAAUUGUCAUGCUGAAGGAUUUCAUGGAUGUGAAAUGUUGUAUAGAUAGGAAUCAAAAGUUAAACUCAUA